CCCUUUCAAAAUAUUUUAAGAAACGUAAUUAUAUUGAGAACCAAAAUUCUGUUCAGCAUGGUAAAUAUUUCAAGGCAAAUGAAACCAGGUUUCGCUCCAGAGAAGUUUCAUCCUGGUUUCUGUAUGAAUGUCCCAGGUUUGUUUCACUCUGCAUUCUUACUGAGAGCGGUGCAAACACCAUCAUGGGCACGGUGGGUUCUGAGGAAGCAGCAGCUCUCUCUGCCCAGCCUUCCCUUGCUUCAGGCAGCAAGAAAAAAGAACUCUUUGAAUCUCCUUGAACUAAAUGAGGCAGAGUUGGAAGAACAGUUUGUGAGAGGUGAUGGCCCAGGAGGUCAAGCCACAAAUAAGACAAACAACUGUGUUGUCCUGAAGCAUAUUCCAUCUGGGAUUGUAGUGAAGUGUCAUCAGACAAGAUCAGUGGAGAAGAACCGAAAGAUUGCCAGAGAAAUCCUGCAGGAAAAAGUUGACCUUUUCUACAAAGGUGAAGACAGUGAUGUUUUUAAGGAGAAGAAAACAUCAGAGAAGCAAAAGCAGGAGAAAAAAAGAAGAGCAAAGGAAAACCUAGAAAGGAAAAAGCUUUUUAAAGAGAUGCAACAAUUGGAUAAGGAAUAAACAUGUGAAAUAUUGCCUUGCCCUAGCAGGCACUCUCACCAGCUGCUACCAUGUUUUGGUGACCCAAAGCCAGAGUAUGGAUUUUGAAGGCAACAAAGACUUCCAGAACUUCACCUCCUUGUCCCAGAGACCAGCUGUACCCUGUGCCAUGGAUGGAGUGCUCCAGAAAUCUGCAGGCUCCUUGCCUUGUCCUUUCCUAAACUCCUGCAUGAAGUUUAAUUUUUGUCUGUUGACAGUUCUUGCUCCUGGAGUAUGAAUCUGAUUAAAGUGACUGUACAUAGUUUUAAUACAAACUGUUAAUGAAAAUAAGCUUUAUUACGUCAAGUAAUAAAUACAUACAAAGAUGCAAAUAACA
Messenger RNA from Pyrgilauda ruficollis (rufous-necked snowfinch), 967 nucleotides. It is a transcript of the gene MTRFR, whose product is annotated as mitochondrial translation release factor in rescue. Lineage: Eukaryota; Metazoa; Chordata; Aves; Passeriformes; Passeridae. The transcript is spliced from 4 exons. Gene Ontology annotation, molecular function: translation release factor activity. Gene Ontology annotation, biological process: translational termination. Gene Ontology annotation, cellular component: mitochondrion. The record is from RefSeq and is a predicted model, not a curated record. Bases 58 to 612 code for a protein of 184 amino acids.